AAGACCGAGGAGGUGUUGUCUCUGCUUCCGUUUCUGGUUUUGCUCCAGUGUUUGGGUUUUCUUCGCGGCCAAGAUGUACCGAUUCUUCGGAAAAGCGAAACCGAAGGCUCCGCCGCCCAACCUGACUGACUGCAUUGGCACGGUGGACAGCAGGGCAGAAUCCAUUGACAAGAAAAUUUCUCGAAUGGAUGCUGAGCUAGUGAAGUAUAAGGAUCAGAUCAAGAAGAUGAGGGAGAGUCCUGCAAAGAAUAUGGUCAAGCAGAAAGCUUUGCAGGUUUUAAAGCAAAAGCGGAUGUAUGAGCAGCAGCGGGACAAUCUUGCCCAGCAGUCAUUUAACAUGGAACAAGCCAAUUACACCAUCCAGUCAUUGAAAGACACUAAGACCACGGUUGAUGCUAUGAAACUGGGGGUAAAGGAAAUGAAGAAAGCAUACAAGCAAGUGAAAAUUGAUCAGAUUGAGGAUUUACAAGACCAACUAGAGGAUAUGAUGGAAGAUGCAAAUGAAAUCCAAGAAGCACUGAGUCGUAGCUAUGGCACUCCAGAGAUAGAUGAAGAUGACCUAGAAGCAGAGUUGGAUGCACUGGGUGAUGAACUUCUGGCUGAUGAAGACAGUUCUUACUUGGAUGAAGCAGCAUCUGCACCUGCAAUUCCAGAAGGUGUUCCCACUGACACAAAGAAUAAGGAUGGAGUCCUCGUGGAUGAAUUCGGAUUUCCACAAAUCCCUGCUUCAUAGACUUGCAUCGCUCAAGUACAUCUUGUAAAAUAAAUACAUAUUCUGGGACUAGGAACUAUUUAACUUUCCAAAUUUACCAUGACAGAUUAUGGUUUCUUUCCUUU
Eptesicus fuscus (big brown bat) is the source of this 837-nucleotide messenger RNA. Its product is annotated as charged multivesicular body protein 5-like. The record is from RefSeq and is a predicted model, not a curated record. Lineage: Eukaryota; Metazoa; Chordata; Mammalia; Chiroptera; Vespertilionidae. The transcript has a single exon. Gene Ontology annotation, cellular component: multivesicular body. Gene Ontology annotation, biological process: vesicle budding from membrane; late endosome to vacuole transport via multivesicular body sorting pathway. The coding region runs from base 74 to 733 and encodes 219 amino acids.